GUGUGUGUUUAGACUUGAAGGAGAUCGCCUCGCUUAUCGAGGGCGGUUCCUGCUCCAAGGACGUCCGCCGCAUUGCUCGUGCUGUUCACCUCACGGUUGGGCUGAGGCCAAAGCUAACGGCACCUCUGCUCUCUGCAUUUAUUGAUUUCGCGCUGCCUGUAGGUUCUGAAGCUCAUUCCAGAUUAUCUACUUAUCUUCGCAAGGAAGAUGAGCGUGAGAUGGAAGUUGAUUCUGCAACAUCAGCCUGGCAGACUCCAACAAAGCUUCCAUUGCCAGAGAUUGAGAUAUACUGCUAUUUGCUUGUUCUUCUUUUUCUUAUUGAUCAUAAAAAAUAUGAUGAGGCUAAAGCCUGUGCUUCAGCAAGUAUUGUUCAGCUCAAGAACCUAAACAGAAGAACUCUUGAUGUUCUAGCAUCUAGACUCUACUUCUAUUACUCAUAUAGCUAUGAGCUCGCAGGUGAUCUUGCUGAAAUUCAGGGCACCCUCCUUGCCUUGCAUCAUAUUGCUACAUAGCAUCAUGAUGAACUUGGUCAGGAAACACUUCUCAACUUGUUGUUGCACAAUUACCUCCACUACAAUCUAUAUGAUCAGGCAGAGAAGUUGAGGUCUAAGGCACCACGUUUUGAAGCUCACUCAAACCAGCAGUUUUGUAGGUAUCUUUUCUACCUAGGUAAGAUUCAGACGAUUCAGUUUGAAUACACAGAUGCAAAAGAGAAUCUGCUGCAGGCUGCUCACAAAGGCCCUGUUGCUGCUAAGGGCUUUUGAAUUCAAUGUGAUAAGUGGGACUUCGAAUUCAAUGAGAAAUUCCUGAAAGGAAAAUAUUUGUGCACAAUGGAAUGGAGAAGGCUUUGAGGCCAUACUUUGAACUCACAAAUGCUGUUUGGAUUGGUGACUUGGAGCUCUUCAGAACUGUUGCCCAGAAGUUUUCUAGCACUUUCAGUACGGACAAAACACACAAUCUGAUCAUCCGAUUGUGACACAAUGUCAUCAGGACUGGAGUACGCAACAUCAGCAUCUCUUACUCACGCAUUUUGCUGGCUGAUGUUGCUGAAAAGUUGAGACUGAACUCAGCAAGUCUAGUUGCAUUUGCUGAAAGCAUUGUAACCAAGGCCAUCCAUGAUGGCACAAUUGAUGCCACAUUGGAUCAUGCAAAUGGUUGGAUGGUAUCAAAAGAGACUGGAGACAUUUAUUCUACAAAUGAACCUCAACUCGCCUUCAACUCCAAGAUUGCCUUCUGCCUUAACAUGCACAAUGAAGCUAUUUGUGCUUUGCUAUUUCCACCAAAUACACGGAAGGAGAAGGAAAGUGCAGUGAAAUUGAGAGAAAGACGACAGCAGGAACAAGAACUUGCAAAGCAUAUUGCGGAGGAUGAUGACGAGGAUGAUUUUUAAGGACAUGGACUCGUGAUUUCAGCCUUCAGAUAUGUAAUUCCCUGUCAUCUAUUGUUUCUUUUUCAGAAAGCUAGCUCAUAUUCGAAAUUCUGUGUGUAUCUUACUUUUUGAACUGAUAUUAAUGCAGAAUUUU
This is a messenger RNA of Rubroshorea leprosula, 1523 nucleotides long. The record is from the annotation of a GenBank genome assembly. NCBI's taxonomy places the organism in Eukaryota, Viridiplantae, Streptophyta, Magnoliopsida, Malvales, Dipterocarpaceae.